CAGUUUAAGGUCGCAGAGCCUGGAGCUUACAGAGCAGCAGGCUUUCUGUCUGUCUCUCUAUCUAUCUAUCUAUCUAUUUAUCUAUCAGUCGCGUUUAUUCUUUCAACACACCCGACUCGUCUCGUCUCGUGCUUCGUGAAGCGGAUCGUGCACUUUCUCCGGCUCUUCUCUCGGUUUUGUUUUUGUUUUUGUUUUUGUUAUUUUUUUGCCUGCACGGAAUACCACUGACAUGUCCAGACCUCUGACCAUGAGCUCAACUUUUCUACCUCCUCCAACUUACGGAGUGCUCAAAUCUCUCCUCGAAUAUCCAAUGAAGCUACCACUGCACCACGAAGAAGUUUAUGACAAGGAGAAGAAGUUGGAGGAGGAGAAGAAUGUGCCGCAGUCCGCCUUCCUGGGCCCGGUACUUUGGGAUAAGACCUUGCCUUACGAUGGCGACAAUUUUCAGUUGGAGUACAUGGACCUUGAAGAGUUUCUGUCUGAAAAUGGCAUCCCGUCCAGUCUACCACAACACGAGCAAAGCCAGUGUCCUCAGCAGCAACAGCAGCAGCAGCAGCAGCAGCAGCAGACCCCCGUCUCUGUCAUGGACCUCAGCAACAGAGUCAGCACCUCCAUCCACACGAGCAUGGUCCCUCAGCCCUGCCUCCAGAGUCCCACACGAACAGUGUUGCCUUCAUCACGCAACACUCCUAGCCCAGUUGACCCAGAGUCCAUCCAAGUGCUGAUGAGCUAUGAGCCCGACCCAACAGACCUGGCUCUGUCCAGUGUGCCAGGCCAGGAAGCAUUCGACCCUCGCAAGUGCAGGUUCUCUGAGGACGAGCUUAAACCUAAACCAAUCAUCAAAAAGGCGCGCAAAGUCUUCAUUCCCGAUGACAUUAAGGAUGAAAAAUACUGGGCACGGCGCAGAAAGAACAACAUGGCUGCCAAGAGGUCGCGGGACGCUCGGCGCCUGAAGGAGAACCAGAUUGCCAUCCGAGCUGGUUUCCUGGAGAAGGAGAACUCAGCUCUCCGACAGGAAGUGGCUGAUUUGCGGAAGGAGCUUGGGCGCUGUAAGAAUAUUCUAGCAAAAUAUGAGGCUCAGCAUGGCCCUCUGUGAGGCCUACAGGCUUGUGUAAUGGGAAGGACGAUGUAACGGUGUAAAGCCCUUUCAACAUUUAAACCUGUUGACCAUCACCUCUGUCUGUUCUUGGCACUUUAGAGUUCUGUGUUAGUGUGAGGUCAUGUCUGAGUUACAUUUUUUAGCCAGGCUGUUUUUUUUUUUUUUUGUUUUAAACAGAGAUGUUUUAUGCUACUAGGAAUGUUUCUUUCUUAUUCAUGUAUUCUGUACAUGUUUUAGGAGUGUUGUAGCAUCUAAUUGUACAAAAAAAUCUUUUUUUGUUCGUCAUAAUAGUUACAUUUUACAGUUUUUAUUAAUAAAGUACAGUUUGCAGGCUUUAUAUGUUUAGUGAGUCAGCCCUCCAGUGUUCAAUCUGGUGAGCAAAAUUUACACUUAGGCCUCACAUUAGUUUUAAGUGUCUCUACAAUGGCCUGCUGUUUUCACAGAGAGAAUAAAUUAUAGAAAAAUAUAUAAAAAGGAGUAUUUAUGAGUAUGCUUUUUUAACAUGACAGUUUUUUAUUAAACUAUUUGACUGUGUAAGCUGUUACAUGAUUGUUACACACCAUUUCUCAUAUCCCAGUUUAUUUCAGAUUGGGAUUUGUGUUGAUAUAGAGCCAUCGUACCUCUCACAUCAGCAUGGUUUUUGAAUGCUUAAACCAUAUUUUGAUCUUUAAUCUUAUAUAUUUCAUUUUCUGGCUACAUUUAACAUUAUGUCUUACAUACCCACCUUUACCUUUUUCUCACUGUAGGAAUUAUAAUGAGAUGAAUUAUAACACUACACCUGUGGCAAUAAUUUUAUUGGCUUCUAUACUGAACAUUGAAUGGAGUUGGGACAUUUUGUUUAUUGAAAUAAAGGUAAAUGACGCUGCCAAGUUUUAUUAGCACUAGUCAUUUCACAGAGAAUGGCAGUGUGUUUGCAACUUGAUUAAUAAUCAUUAAAAAAAAGCCUCUGCUUGCCUUUUGGAGCCAAUGUGGUCAGAAUGUACAUGCAAGGUGAUUUUCUGUCUCUAUUCCAGACCAAAAGAAAGAAAAACAUCUAUGUAACGUUAUAUGAAAGUAAAAUGUUUUAAAUGUUUUACAGAGCUUUUCUUGUUUUUGUACAGUAUUUUCCUAUGAAUCUCUAAAGAUGUGUUUUAAAAGGUAUUUGAUGGAAAAAAAAGAGCUUUUAAAAUUUUUCAAGUGCUGUAGCUUGUUGGAAUUCUGCAUGGGCAUUAGUGAAGUAUAAUCCAAUCAAUUUAUCUAAUGCAUUAAAGUGAUUUCUGCAUUUACCAUCCAUCUGUUAUCUCCUUGUCAUACUGAAUCUAUUUUUAUGCAUCACUGAAAGGUGAACAAGGUCUUUUUUCCUCUUUUCUGCUGUUUGUACUAUUGUUAGGAUCAACACAGUCUGCAGUGUUUCUUGCUGGUAACAUGGUUUGUUUUGAAAGAUGGUAUUAUUAUGUGUUUGCUAUAUUGGUGAAAGCAGUGAAUGUUGACUGUGAAAAGAUCUUACGACAUACAGUAUACAGUUUAAUUAUAGCAUGUUUAUUUUUAGUAGAGUAUUUAUUGGCUUUAAAAAAUUAUUUUAUUGUCUGUUUAUUGUCUGACUUUUUUUCUUUUUCCUGUUUUCUUGCCCACAAUCAUGAUCAAAAUAAAUUCUUAACAAAGUGA
Molecule: messenger RNA, 2743 nt
Organism: Pangasianodon hypophthalmus (striped catfish)
Lineage: Eukaryota; Metazoa; Chordata; Actinopteri; Siluriformes; Pangasiidae
Gene: hlfb
Product: HLF transcription factor, PAR bZIP family member b
Exons: 4
Coding region: 230-1096 (288 amino acids)
Biological process (GO): regulation of transcription by RNA polymerase II
Cellular component (GO): nucleus
Molecular function (GO): DNA-binding transcription factor activity, RNA polymerase II-specific; RNA polymerase II cis-regulatory region sequence-specific DNA binding
Source: RefSeq, a predicted model, not a curated record